UUCUUAAGGGAAGUGUAUGUUCCUAUAUCAUGAGUACAAACACGUGCCUUGGAGAUCUUUGUUAUAUGAGAAUUUGGCAUGAUAAUACGGGAGAAGGUAAUGACUCCAGUUGGUACCUACAUAAAAUUGUCAUUCACGAUCUACAAAAAGAAACCAGCUUCAUCUUUCUAUGUGAUGAUUGGUUAGCCCUUGAUAUUGGAGAUGGUAUGAUAGACCGCGUUAUACCGUCGUUGUCAAAGAACAACUUGGAAUUUGAAACGUUAAUUUCGCAACACACAAGGAUGAAUAUGACAGAGAAUCAUCUAUGGUUAUCUGUAAUUCUACGUCAGCAGAGGAGUGCAUUUACACGUGUACAGCGAUUGUCAUGUAUUCUGGCGUUACUGUUUCUGGCAAUGAUCAGCAAUGCUAUGUUUUUCCAGCCGGAAGACGAGAAACAGAUAAUUGCUGAUUCUGUGCAAAUUGGCACAUUCCGUUUCUCACUAAGAACUGUGUAUGUUUCUAUUGUUGGUGCAGUUGUAUCGAUCAUUCCUAUCUUUAUCGUCACAUAUUUGUUUAGAAAUGCAAAAUCAAAAACUUCUUUGCAAGCAAACAAAGAAAGGACACCAAAGCAAAAAGAAGAUACAUCAGAAGGUAAAAAAGAGAAGAAAGAAAAUGAAAUAAUUUCUGAAAUGGGAACCAGUGACAAAGAAGUUAUACCUGAUAUUAAAAUUGUGGAAAAGGAAAAGCUUCCACACUGGGUUAUUUAUAUUGCCUGGACAAUAGUUAUUCUUGCGGUCCUAAGUUCAGCGUUUUUCUUGUUACUCUAUAGCAUGCAGUGGGGAAAAGAAGUGUCGAAUGAAUGGCUUGCCAGCUUUCUUUUAUCCUUUUUUGAAUCUCUUUUAAUUGUGGAUCCUAUAAAGGUACUAUUGUUUGCGAUGUUGAUGGUGAUAAUAACAAAGAGACCAGUAGAAGGAGAUGAAGUAGAAGUCGAUCUAGAAUCUGUCAGACAUGCAUCUAAAUUUACAAAUCAAAUGAAUAUUGAUUUCAAAGAACUUCAAGAGCUGCAGAUGGCAGUUAUUUCCGCGGGAAAAACAAUGGAUAGUAAUGCUCUCAAAAAGAAACGACGUCAACUUCAAAAAGAAAAGAAGGCAAAACGUGCCUUCGUUAAUCUUGUUCUACAAGUUGUGUUUGCUUGUUUGAUGUACACUAUCAGCUAUUUAAGUAGGGAUCAAAGAGCUUAUCUUCUUAAAGCAAAUAUUGAAAAUCAGCUCUAUCAAUCCAGCAAAUAUCAGUUUGGUUUUUCAAAGGUCAGUUCGAAGGAGUCUUUCAUGACAUGGAUAAAUGACACAUUAUUACCGGUGUAUUUCCCUACGUCAUCAUACAACGGUGGAAGCAUUAGCGUUCUUGAUAAGUUCUUCAUUGGAGAUUUAACAAAUUUACGAGUAGGGUUAAUACGAAUGAGGCAACUUCGGGUAAAGAAAGAAAGUUGUUUUGGACCAUCGGUUUUGCACGGACAUUUCUGUGCAAGAAAGUAUGAUUCAAACAAUGAAAAUAAAGAUACAUUUUGUGAGGAUUGUUCAAAAGUAUGGAGUCCUGAUGCUUGGCAUUAUGUAUCAGCUAAAGAAUUAUGGGGUACAGACUUGUUCGGAACAUAUAAUGCUUACGGCGGCGGAGGUUUUAUCAACAAACUUGAAAACGACAAACCGAGAACAGAAAAGAUAAUCGGAGAAUCGGUCAUCAACCAAUGGAUCGACAGACUUACUAGAGCUGUUCUUGUUGAAUUCACUUUGUACAAUGCAAAUGUUAACAUGCUUGCAUAUUCAAUAUUCAUGGUUGAAUUUCCAGAAACUGGAGGAACAUUUACCUGGUUUGAUACCCAAUGCUUUCGACCAACAGUGUUAACAGACUCAACAGGCUUAUUUUCAAUUCUCUGUUACAUUAUCUUAGUGUUGAUAGUUAUAGUAAUUACCGUCAAACUUAUUAAAACAAUCAAGAAAGAGAAAUUGAAAGCAAUCAAAAACUUGUGGAACAUAGUUGAUAUCGUUCUUUGUGUAUUCACCUACGUUGCUAUAGUUGUGUGGAUUUGUAAAUAUAUUAAUACAAAACGUGCUCUUGCUAUAUACUAUAAUGACAAAAGCAAAUUUGUAAACUUUCAACAUAUAAUUAUCUGGGAAUAUAUGUUUAACUGUAUUCUUGGUGUUCUUUGUUUUGCGUGCACCAUACGGCUACUGAGGGCUCUUGGAUAUAACCAACGUCUUGUAGAAAUUGCUACGGUGUUAAAGAUUGGUGGAAGUGAAAUAUUAAAGUUUUUCGUCCUUUUCUUUUUUGCCUUUACAGGAUUUACAAUACUUGGAUAUCUUUUGUUUGGACCAAAUGUUUUCGAAUGGCGCAAUUUAUUUGUCUCUUUUGGAAGUCUUACAAACACACUGAUCGGUAGAAACAGUUUAGAUAAGCUGGUAAAUGCAUCUCCAAACUUCGCCGAAUGGUACUUCUUUGUGUAUGUUUUCUUUAUGCUCUUCACCAUGAUGACAAUUUUCCUUUCAAUUCUCAACCAAGCGAUCGAAAAAGCAAGAGCUCAUCCAGAUUAUACUGCUCAAACAAUAGGAAUCUCUAACAUAAUAAAAGGCACAUUUGAUGAUGUACUACAAAUGUUUGGUAUACACAUUGGAAGAAAGAAAAAGAAAGUCCCUAAAACCUACAAGCAAUCUAAAAAGAACCCAGUGGUGAACACAGCAAAUGUUAUGCAUCUCGUAAGAGAAACAUUCAAGGAAUUGAUGCUAGAAACUCACGAGGAGGAACAAAAAACUACUCAAAGCAAAGAAAAAGGCAAAUACAUGCGUCAUGUCACAUUCAAACCAAAUGACCAGCCAAAAAGGCGUACUGAUUACCAUCAGAGGAAUACAUAUGAUACUAACACUAAAGCAUCAACUGACUAUUCCAGAAUGUCUGACUAUGAUGACAAGAACAUAGACCGAAUAACACCUAGUAACAUUAGCCUUGAAGAGAUGAAUAUGACCGACCCUCGGAAACAUAAUGAAUACUACAAGGCGUAUAAACCAUAUCUGUAAUCAAUUCAAAUUUACCAUUUUAUUUUAAACUUUUAUUGUUGUGUGAUUUAUAUGUUAUUUGCUUUUACUGAAUUAUUGGUCAUUUUUAGACACGUGCUUUAUUCAGCAUAUGAGCAAGUUAUUAGAUUUACGUAGAUAUUAGUACCGUUACAUUUUUCAAACAUAACUGUUCAAAUUCACAUAAUUUCUUCUGGUAACUAAAAUUAUACAAAACUUCUUAAAGCAAGCAAGCUGAAGUAUGUGUUUUUUUAACAAGUACAGGUACUACCAUUUGAAUUAUUAUGAUUUAAAAUAUUGCAAUAAAUUGAGUCUAUAUAAAAUAAAAAUAGUAUAUAAUUUUAGAGUGAAGUUUUUCAAAGACAAAUGUUAAAUGAUCAUGUUUAUCAACUCUAUUGA
Molecule: messenger RNA, 3443 nt
Organism: Mytilus trossulus (common blue mussel)
Lineage: Eukaryota; Metazoa; Mollusca; Bivalvia; Mytilida; Mytilidae
Product: polycystin-1-like protein 2
Exons: 8
Coding region: 30-3047 (1005 amino acids)
Biological process (GO): detection of mechanical stimulus
Cellular component (GO): membrane
Molecular function (GO): calcium ion binding; protein binding; calcium channel activity
Source: RefSeq, a predicted model, not a curated record